Cuscuta campestris is the source of this 3595-nucleotide messenger RNA. Lineage: Eukaryota; Viridiplantae; Streptophyta; Magnoliopsida; Solanales; Convolvulaceae. The record is from the annotation of a GenBank genome assembly.
AAAGGAAAGUCUUGUUAAAUGUUAAUACUAGUCUAUAUUGCCGCCUCUCUGGUUUGAUAUAGUGAUAUUCAUUCAAUUUAUUUUAUUUCUGCAUUUUUGCCUUUGAUACUCUAAAUCAAGCAACUAUGCUUCUUUAAGGAGACGAAACCGAAGAACGUAACGAGCUCACGAAGAUCAUGCCAGGACAGAUGAUUUUCAGUUUCUUUUUCUUGAUUUUCAUAGGUGGUAGGCUUGUGAAUUGUACAGACAAGGAUGUUUUGUUGGAGCUGAAGACAUUUAUUGAGGAGCAAAGCCCUGUCUUCAGAGGAUCAAGGUACACAAAAUGGGAUUCGGCAGACGUGUCACCCUGCAACUGGCCUGGAAUUUCGUGCCUCUGGGGACGUGUAACCGCACUAAACCUCUCCGGGGACUACCUGACGGGGAGAAUGUUCCGGAACUUCUCUGCCUUAACCGAGUUAACGCAUCUGGAUCUGUCCAGCAACACGAUCGGUGGGCCCAUCCCGGAUGACCUGACCGAACACGCGACCAAAUUAAGGUUCUUGAACCUGUCGCAUAACAUCUUUGAUGGGCAGCUCAAUCUCACUGCCCUAGACAGGUUGGAGGUUCUCGACGUGUCUACAAACCGCUUUCGAGGGGAAAUCGGGUCGAGUCUUCCCGGAGCAUGUGAUGUUUUGGUGGUCGCGAAUAUUUCAAACAACCGGUUCAAGGGCGAAAUCGGAAACGCCUUCCAGAAAUGCAGGAAACUUGAGUAUCUUGACCUGAGCUAUAACAAUUUCACGGGGGAUUCAUUUUCGGGUUUUGAUGGGCUCAAAGAGGUUUCAGUAGCUGAAAACAAGGUGUCGGGCGGGUUUCCCGGGUGGAUUUUUAGCCAAAGUUGCAGCCUGCAGUCCCUGGAUUUAUCAGGGAAUAACUUUUCCGGUCUUUUGCCUAAGGAGAUAUCAAACUGUAAGGAGCUAAGAGUUAUAAACCUGUCUGGUAACAAGUUUUCGGGUUUAAUUCCUAGCGAGAUUGGAUCACUUCAGAGUCUCGAAGCAUUGUACUUGGGAAGCAACAGUUUCUCAAGUCAGAUUCCAGAAACGCUAACUAGUCUGCCCAACUUACUGUCUCUGGACCUAAGCGAAAACGGGUUUCAGGGCAAAAUUCAACGAGUUUUCGGGGAAUUUACACAGGUUAGGUACCUUCUGCUGCACAAGAAUCGGUACACGGGAGGGAUUGUUGAAUCCGGAAUCACCAACCUGGUGAACCUUUCUGGGUUGGACUUGAGCUACAACGAUUUCUCUGGUCCUUUACCUGUUGAGAUCUCUCAGAUGACAAACUUGAAGUUCUUGUUUCUUUCAUUCAACCAAUUCACAGGCCCGAUACCUUCUGAAUAUGGAAACAUAACUGGCCUCCAAGCACUUGAUAUCUCCUCCAACAGCCUAAACGGAACGAUACCUCGGACCAUAGGGAGGCAAACCUCACUUCUGUGGCUAAUGCUGGCAAACAACUCCUUGAGAGGUGAUAUCCCAUCUGAGCUAGGGAACUGCAGCAGCUUGUUGUGGCUAAAUCUCGCGAGGAACGAGCUUUCUGGCUCGAUCCCUCGCGAGCUAGCAAAUAUUGGAUCAAACCCAAAGCCAACUUUCUUGUUAAACCAAGAGGAAGAUAAGAUCACGCCCGGAUCUGGGGAGUGCCUUGCCAUGAUGAGAUGGAUACCAGCUGAUUAUCCACCUUUCAGCUUUUUAUAUCCUCUGCUGAGUAGAAAAAAUUGCAGAAAUCUAUGGGACUUGCUACUUAAGGGUGUUGGUGUUGUCCCGGUUUGUGAGCUCGGGAGUAGUAUCCGUAAGUAUCAGACAACCGGUUACGUGCAACUUUGCGGGAACAAUCUGUCUGGUUCGGUCCCAUCUGAUAUAGGUAAAAUGAGGAAUUUCAGCAUGCUUCACAUUGGGGAGAAUCAUCUCAAUGGGCAAUUUCCAUCAGAGGUUGGCAGAAUGCCGUUGAUUGUACUCAACGCGACAGGUAACAAAUUUUCAGGGAGUAUUCCGUCACAAAUUGGGAACAUAAACUGCCUACAGAAUCUUGAUCUGUCAAACAACAAUUUCUCUGGUGCAUUCCCCAGUAGCUUGGCCAAAUUGACAGAUCUCAACAAGUUCAACAUCUCUUACAACCCAAACAUCUAUGGGGAAGUCCCGCCCAUGAGGCAGCUAUCAACAUUCGACAAAUGGUCAUUCCUAGGGGACCCUUUGCUACGCCUACCAUCUUUCAUGUUGAACUCUACCGGCGAUCAUCCCCAGAACAAGAAGACCGACAAGGUAAAGAAGCCAACAAAAACUGUCACACUUUUGGUGCUUGCUGCACUGGCUCUUGCAUUUCUACUGUGUGGUGGAAUCAUGACCCUUAUUGUCUGCAUUGUCUUCAAAUCACCAAUGGAUUCUUCACCAGGACACUUGUUGGAGGAGACAAAAGGGGGGACCUCUGGCAAUUCAACGUCACCUUGGCUAUCAAAUACCGUACAAAUUAUUCGCAUGGACAAAACAUCAUUCUCGCACUCCGACAUCUUGAAAGCUACUGAGAACUUCUCGGAUGACAGGAUCGUGGGACAGGGAGGAUUUGGAACAGUGUACAGAGGGGUCCUUCCAGAUGGGAGAGAAGUGGCAGUGAAGAAGCUCCAGAGGGAAGGCAUUGAGGGAGAAAGAGAAUUCAAAGCCGAAAUGGAAGUGUUGAGUGGAAAUGGCUUGGGAUGGCCUCAUCCCAACCUUGUAAUACUCUACGGGUGGUCCCACUACGGCUCCGAAAAGCUGUUAGUCUAUGAGUUCUUAGAAGGUGGUAGUUUGGACACACUCAUUGUGGACCCAACCGCACUACCUUGGCAAAAACGUGUAAACAUUGCAAUCGGCGUGGCGCGUGCCUUAGUCUUUUUGCACCACGAGUGUUGUCCUCCCAUAGUCCAUAGAGAUGUCAAGGCUAGCAACAUGCUCUUGGAUGGGGAGGGCAACGCGCGCGUCACGGACUUUGGUCUCGCGAGAAUCAUGGACGUGGCCAAGACUCACGUCACCACAAUGGUGGCCGGGACGGUCGGGUACAUCGCGCCCGAGUACGGGCAGACGUGGCAAGCAACGACAAAAGGAGAUGUGUACAGCUACGGAGUGGUAGCCAUGGAGUUAGCAACGGCAAGGCGGGCGGUUGACGAAGGAGGGGAAGAGUGCUUGUUGGAAUGGGCGCGGCGGGUGAUGGGGGAUGAUGGCCAACAAGAAUAUUCCGGCGAGGCAUCGCCGCCAACGGGUCUUUUAGUGACCGGAUUGGCGGAUGGGGCAGAGGAAAUGUGGGAUUUGUUGAGGAUUGGGGUUUUGUGUACCAAUGAGGUACCACAAUCUAGGCCAAAUAUGAAAGAGGUUCUUGGCAUGCUGCUUAGGAUUUCACCUUCUAAUACUGCUAGCUCCUCUACUUGUACUUCAGCUAGCUCUUCAUUUUGAUGUAUUCAUCAAAUUUCAUAAGAGCAAUUCUUAAAUUUUGUUUCUGGCACAAACACACAAAGAAUACAAAAAUCAUAAAAUCUAUAAAGAUAAACAAAGUAACAAACACAAAACCCGAGUUUCUGGAAUCAAAAGGUUGAACACUU